Molecule: messenger RNA, 465 nt
Organism: Letharia columbiana
Lineage: Eukaryota; Fungi; Ascomycota; Lecanoromycetes; Lecanorales; Parmeliaceae
Exons: 1
Coding region: 1-465 (154 amino acids)
Biological process (GO): transmembrane transport
Cellular component (GO): membrane
Molecular function (GO): transmembrane transporter activity
Source: RefSeq, a predicted model, not a curated record
AUGAACGCAAUAGUACCAACAUGGGUCUCCGAAGUGUCUGAAGCCGCGCAUCGCGGUCGCUCAUUCUCUGUGAUCUGUUUGGCAAACUAUACCGGGAUAGCCUUUGCUUACUGGCUAUCCUUUGAUCUGAGCUUCAUAGACGGCGGCAUGGGCCCCACACGCUGGUGUCUACCAUUUGCUAUCAAUGGCAUCUCUCCGCUAUUUCUCUUCUCCCUGCUACCGGUCCUCCCGGAGUUCUGCGAAAAAGAGAUCAAGGAGCUCGAAACCCUUUCGGCUGAGAUCAAAAGAUCUUUCGGUCAUCAGCAUAAGGUGCGGAGGGCUUGGGCCUCGAUGAGAUUUGUUGUAAAGAAGCAAGACUUGGAGGAUAUCCGAUGUCGGCUCAGAGACGCGAAAAUGGACUUGCAGUUCGCGAUAUCGAGUAACUCGUGGCAGUUAGAGUAUAGACCGACGCGCCUUGGGUGGUAG